This is a messenger RNA of Hyaena hyaena (striped hyena), 461 nucleotides long. Its product is annotated as xanthine dehydrogenase/oxidase-like. Lineage: Eukaryota; Metazoa; Chordata; Mammalia; Carnivora; Hyaenidae. The transcript has 4 exons. Gene Ontology annotation, molecular function: oxidoreductase activity; FAD binding; iron ion binding. The record is from RefSeq and is a predicted model, not a curated record. The annotation marks the transcript as partial.
GCAUUGAGAUGAAAUUUAAGAAUAAGCUGUUUCCUAUGAUCGUCUGCCCAGCCUGGAUUCCUGAGCUGAAUUCAGUGGAGCAUGGACCAGAGGGUAUCUCCUUUGGAGCCUCUUGUCCCUUGAGCCUUGUGGAAAAGACACUGGUCGAUGCAGUUGACAAACUUUGUGCCUACAAAACAGAGGUGUUCAAAGGUGUCUUGGAGCAGCUGCGCUGGUUUGCUGGGAAGCAGGUCAAGUCUGUGGCGUCCAUUGGAGGGAACAUCAUCACUGCCAGCCCCAUCUCUGAUCUCAACCCCGUGUUCAUGGCCAGCGGGGCCAAGCUGACCAUCGUGGCCACAGGCACCAGGAGAACGGUUCGGAUGGAUCACACCUUCUUCCCUGCUUACAGAAAGACCCUGCUGGCUCCGGAGGAGAUACUGCUUUCCAUCGAGAUCCCCUACAGCAGGGAGGUGAGAUGUUCA